Messenger RNA from Rhopalosiphum maidis (corn leaf aphid), 3813 nucleotides. RefSeq names its product protein argonaute-2 (gene AGO1). NCBI's taxonomy places the organism in Eukaryota, Metazoa, Arthropoda, Insecta, Hemiptera, Aphididae. The record is from RefSeq and is a predicted model, not a curated record. The transcript is spliced from 19 exons. Gene Ontology annotation, molecular function: RNA binding; protein binding. Bases 603 to 3350 code for a protein of 915 amino acids.
UAUUAUUAUUGUCGUCAUCGCCGCCGCCACCGCCGCAUCGUUGUAGUAGCCGUCGAACAGUACCAGCGGACGUUCGUGGUCCGUUCGAUCGUGUUCGCGUCGAGUGAAUCUGUUUUGGCGGUCCGAUCAUCGCUUUCGUCCGUCUGGUAAAAGACGAAAUCCGUGUCCGUGUCGUCUCGGCACAGCAGCCAGCACUCGGGUGCACAUUAACGAACCGACUUGACCGACCGCCGCGUCGCGAACUCUAUAGGUAUACCACUUUGUACCUACGCAACGAUAAUAAUAAUAAUAAUUUUAAUAUUACAUAACGUUGUCCACUCUCACUCGUCCGAUGUGACAUCGCAAUAUGGGACCGGCUGGACGGAGGAAAAAAAAUCAUAACAAUAACAAUAAUAUUACAUCGUACACCGCUGCCGAAACGUUGCGCACGCGAGACCUUGACCUUGAGACUUCGGUUCAGUAGACCAGUGCCGCCCGCCACCGCCGCCGUCCGGUGUGCGUGCGUAGAGGUAGUUUUGUGCUUCUACGUUCUUGUUUUACUGCACGGCGCCCGGUGUACCAUCGGAAGAAGAGAAAAAGGAAUAACAUUUAAUAAAUAAAUCAUGGAGGUAAACGCAAAUUUUGCAGUACCUCAAGAGCAAAUUAAUUUCAAACCUGCUUAUGAAAACAUCAAUGGACAUUUUAAUGGAACCCCUGCAGCACCUGUUGUGGCCCCAGUGCCAGUUGGUGUACCUGGAGCAAUGGGCGUUCUUCAACCUCAGGCUCCUGCAUUGCAACCACAACUAGUUGAUGUACCAGUAUUCAAUUGUCCACGUCGCCCAAAUUUGGGACGAGAAGGUCGACCAAUUGUGCUCCGUGCCAAUCAUUUCCAAAUUUCAAUGCCCCGAGGAUAUGUUCAUCAUUAUGAUAUUAAUAUUCAACCGGAUAAAUGUCCAAGAAAAGUUAAUCGUGAAAUUAUUGAAACUAUGGUCCAUGCGUACAGUAAGCUGUUUGGUAAUCUUCGACCUGUAUUUGACGGUCGAAAUAACCUAUACACGAGAGAUCCAUUGCCUAUUGGAAAUGAUCGAAUGGAAUUAGAAGUUACAUUGCCUGGUGAAGGUAAAGAUAGAGUGUUCCGUGUUAAUAUUAAAUGGUUAGCUCAAGUAUCAUUAUUUGCUUUGGAAGAAGCAUUAGAAGGCCGCACAAGACAGAUACCGUACGAUGCUAUUUUGGCUUUGGAUGUAGUCAUGAGACAUCUUCCAUCAAUGACUUACACACCAGUGGGUCGAUCAUUUUUUUCUUCCCCUGAAGGAUAUUAUCAUCCAUUAGGCGGUGGUAGAGAAGUUUGGUUUGGUUUUCACCAGUCUGUUCGUCCAUCUCAAUGGAAAAUGAUGCUUAAUAUUGAUGUGUCAGCAACAGCUUUUUACAAAGCACAACCAGUGAUAGAAUUUAUGUGUGAAGUGUUAGAUAUUAGGGAUAUUGGUGAACAAAGAAAACCAUUAACAGAUUCUCAAAGAGUUAAAUUUACUAAGGAAAUUAAAGGUCUUAAAAUAGAGAUUACACAUUGUGGAGCAAUGCGAAGAAAAUAUAGAGUUUGUAAUGUUACAAGAAGACCAGCUCAAAUGCAAUCUUUUCCAUUGCAAUUGGAAAAUGGUCAGACAGUAGAAUGCACAGUUGCUAAAUAUUUCUUGGACAAAUACAAGAUGAAACUACGUUAUCCGCAUUUACCAUGUCUUCAAGUUGGACAGGAACAUAAACAUACAUAUCUUCCUUUGGAGGUUUGUAACAUAGUUGCGGGUCAACGCUGUAUCAAAAAAUUAACUGACAUGCAAACAUCAACCAUGAUUAAAGCAACUGCGCGCAGUGCUCCUGAUCGUGAACGAGAAAUUAAUUCUUUGGUUCGCCGAGCUGACUUUAAUAAUGAUUCAUAUGUACAAGAAUUUGGUCUUACCAUAUCAAAUAGCAUGAUGGAAGUGCGUGGUCGUGUUUUACCACCCCCAAAAUUACAAUAUGGUGGACGAACUCUACCUAAUCAGGGUGGAUUAAAUGUCCAACAAACUAAACAACAAGCAUUGCCCAAUCAAGGAGUUUGGGAUAUGAGAGGCAAACAGUUCUUUACCGGUGUUGAAAUUCGUAAUUGGGCAAUAGCUUGUUUUGCACCACAGAGAACUGUUCGCGAGGAUGCGUUAAGGAAUUUUACUACACAACUCCAAAAGAUAAGCAGUGAUGCUGGCAUGCCAAUAGUUGGUCAACCGUGUUUUUGUAAAUAUGCCACUGGGCCUGAUCAAGUAGAACCUAUGUUUCGUUAUUUAAAAUCAACUUUCACUGGAUUACAACUCGUAGUUGUUGUUUUACCAGGAAAAACUCCAGUAUAUGCUGAGGUCAAAAGAGUUGGAGACACUGUUCUAGGAAUGGCUACACAAUGUGUUCAAGCAAAAAAUGUUAAUAAAACUUCACCUCAAACAUUAUCUAAUUUAUGUUUGAAGAUUAAUGUGAAAUUAGGUGGUAUCAAUAGCAUUCUUGUACCAAGCAUCAGACCUAAAGUAUUCAACGAACCAGUGAUAUUUUUGGGUGCAGAUGUAACUCACCCACCAGCAGGUGAUAAUAAAAAACCAUCCAUUGCAGCAGUAGUUGGAUCUAUGGAUGCUCAUCCCAGUCGUUAUGCUGCUACUGUACGUGUCCAGCAACACAGACAAGAAAUCAUUCAAGAACUUAGUUCUAUGGUCAGAGAACUUCUAAUUAUGUUUUACAAGAGUACUGGUGGUUAUAAGCCUCAUCGAAUUAUAUUGUAUCGUGAUGGAGUAUCAGAAGGACAAUUUCCUCAUGUUUUACAACAUGAACUUACAGCUAUUCGAGAGGCAUGUAUAAAGUUGGAAGGUGAUUACAAACCAGGAAUCACUUUUAUUAUUGUUCAAAAACGUCAUCAUACUAGAUUGUUCUGUGCCGACAAAAAGGAACAAUCUGGAAAAUCUGGAAAUAUUCCAGCAGGUACAACAGUUGAUGUUGGAAUAACACAUCCUACAGAAUUUGAUUUUUACUUAUGUAGUCAUCAGGGAAUUCAGGGAACAAGUCGGCCAAGUCAUUAUCAUGUUCUAUGGGAUGACAACCAUUUUGAAUCAGAUGAAUUACAAUGCUUAACGUAUCAAUUGUGUCACACUUAUGUGAGAUGUACACGUUCUGUAUCUAUACCUGCACCUGCCUAUUAUGCUCACUUAGUUGCAUUUAGAGCUAGAUAUCACUUAGUCGAAAAAGAACAUGACAGUGGUGAAGGAUCACAUCAAUCUGGCUGUAGUGAAGAUCGAACACCAGGCGCAAUGGCACGAGCUAUUACAGUACAUGCCGAUACCAAAAAAGUUAUGUACUUUGCUUAAAAUACCAAAAUUGAAAAAAAAAAUGAUUAUCGCGCAACAUUAAUUAAUAUUAGGCAUAAAUUAUAGUACGAUCUACCUUGCCAAUCAUUGCCUUUAAAUGUAACUUUAGACCAAAAUAUUAUUAUUUUUUCGACUUCUGAUGAUUAAUUUUAAGAGUAUUCAUUGUCUUAUUAUUUUUUUUUUUUACAUUUUGAAUUCCCAUAUAGUUUUUAGACAUUUUCCAAAUUUCAAUUUUGUUGUUGCUAGUAUUUGUUUUGUUACCUAUUUUCUUUUAUUUUUUUUUUAAUUUCUAAUCAAAAUUAGACAUCACUUGAAUGCUUCCAGUAUCUUAGUAAUGCAAAAAUUCUAGUCUAACUGAUUUAUCGAAGGAAAUGUUUUUGAAUAGCAACAGCAGUAAUGAAAAAUGCAUUCCUCUUUUAAAAUAUAUAAUUAUUGUAUAAUAAAUAUAUCAUAUUAUUGUUAA